GGGCGAGGUUUCCGGUGUUGUGACUGAAACCCGUCAAUAUGGCGGCGAUCGGCCGCGGCCGCUCUCUCAAGAACCUCCGAAUACGAGGGCGGAAUGACAGCGGCGAGGAGAACGUUCCGCUGGAUCUGACCCGAGAACCUUCUGAUAACUUAAGAGAGAUUCUCCAAAAUGUGUCCAAAUUACAAGGAGUAUCAAAUAUGAGAAAGCUAGGUCAUCUAAAUAACUUUACUAAGCUGCUCUGUGAUAUUGGCCACAGUGAAGAGAAACUGGGCUUCAACUAUGAAGAUAUCAUAAUUUGUUUGCGCUUAGCUUUACUAAAUGAAGCAAAAGAAGUCCGAGCAGCAGGGCUCCGGGCACUUCGGUAUCUCAUCCAAGACUCCAGUAUUCUGCAGAAGGUGCUAAGACUGAAAGUGGACUAUUUAAUAGCUAGGUGCAUUGACAUUCAGCAGAGCAACGAGGUGGAGCGGACACAAGCACUCCGACUGGUCAGAAAGAUGAUCACUGUGAAUGCCUCCCUGUUUCCUAGUUCCGUGGCCAACUCAUUAAUAGCAGUUGGGAAUGAUGGACUUCAAGAACGAGACAGAAUGGUUCGAGCAUGCAUUGCUAUUAUCUGUGAACUAGCACUUCAGAAUCCAGAAGUGGUGGCCCUUCGAGGUGGACUUAACACCAUCUUGAAAAAUGUGAUUGACUGCCAGUUGAGUCGAAUCAAUGAGGCCCUCAUUACUACGAUUUUACAUCUCCUUAAUCACCCGAAGACCCGACAGUAUGUGCGAGCUGAUGUAGAAUUAGAGCGCAUUUUAGCACCCUAUACUGAUUUUCACUACAGACAUAGUCCAGAUACAGCUGAAGGACAGCUAAAGGAAGACAGAGAAGCACGGUUCCUGGCCAGUAAAAUGGGAAUCAUAGCAACAUUCAGGUCCUGGGCAGGUAUUAUUAAUUUAUGUAAACCUGGAAACUCUGGAAUCCAGUCUCUAAUUGGAGUACUUUGCAUACCAAAUAUGGAAAUACGGCGAGGUUUGCUUGAAGUGCUUUAUGACAUAUUCCGUCUCCCUUUGCCUGUGGUCACUGAGGAGUUCAUAGAAGCACUGCUCAGUGUAGAUCCAGGAAGGUUCCAGGACAGCUGGCGGCUUUCGGAUGGCUUUGUAGCAGCUGAAGCAAAAACUAUUCUUCCUCAUCGUGCCAGAUCCAGGCCGGAUCUCAUGGAUAAUUAUUUGGCACUGAUACUAUCUGCAUUUAUUCGUAAUGGACUUUUAGAGGGUUUGGUUGAAGUGAUAACCAACAGUGAUGACCACAUCUCAGUUCGAGCUACCAUCCUUCUAGGAGAGCUUUUGCAUAUGGCAAACACGAUUCUUCCUCAUUCACACAGCCAUCAUUUGCACUGCUUGCCAACCCUAAUGAAUAUGGCUGCAUCCUUUGAUAUACCCAAGGAAAAGAGACUGCGAGCCAGUGCGGCAUUAAACUGUCUAAAACGUUUCCAUGAAAUGAAGAAGCGAGGACCCAAGCCUUAUAGCCUUCAUUUAGAUCACAUUAUUCAAAAAGCAAUUGCAACACACCAGAAGCGGGAGUAUCUUCGAGUUCAGAAAGAUAUAUUUGUUCUUAAGGACACAGAAGAAGCUCUUCUAACAAACCUCAGAGAUAGCCAAGUCCUUCAGCAUAAGGAGAAUCUUGAGUGGAACUGGAAUCUCAUAGGGACCAUUCUUAAGUGGCCAAAUGUCAAUCUAAGAAACUAUAAAGAUGAGCAAUUACACAGGUUUGUACGAAGACUACUUUAUUUUUACAAACCCAGUAGUAAAUUAUAUGCCAACCUGGAUUUGGAUUUUGCCAAGUCCAAACAGCUCACAGUUGUGGGUUGCCAGUUUACAGAAUUUCUUCUUGAGUCUGAAGAGGAUGGGCAAGGAUACUUAGAAGACCUGGUUAAGGAUAUUGUCCAGUGGCUGAAUGCUGCUUCUGGAAUGAAGCCUGAACGAAGUCUUCAGAGCAAUGGUUUAUUAACUACUCUUAGUCAACACUACUUUUUAUUUAUUGGGACACUUUCUUGCCACCCUCAUGGAGUCAAGAUGUUGGAAAAAUGCAGUGUUUUUCAGUGCCUGCUUAAUCUUUGCUCCCUGAAAAACCAAGAUCACUUGCUGAAACUGACUGUUUCCAGCUUGGACUAUAGCAGAGAUGGAUUGGCCAGAGUUAUCCUUUCCAAAAUCCUGACUGCAGCUACUGAUGCUUGCAGGCUGUAUGCAACAAAACAUUUAAGGGUAUUACUUAGAGCGAAUGUUGAAUUCUUCAAUAAUUGGGGAAUUGAGUUGUUAGUAACUCAGCUGCAUGAUAAAAACAAGACGAUUUCCUCUGAAGCUCUGGAUAUCCUGGAUGAAGCGUGUGAAGACAAGGCCAACCUUCAUGCUCUUAUUCAGAUGAAACCAGCUCUAUCCCACCUUGGAGACAAGGGUUUACUUCUCCUCCUGAGAUUUCUCUCCAUUCCAAAAGGAUUUUCCUAUCUGAAUGAAAGGGGUUAUGUAGCCAAACAGUUGGAAAAGUGGCACAAGGAAUAUAAUUCAAAGUAUGUUGACUUGAUUGAGGAACAACUUAAUGAAGCACUUACUACUUAUCGGAAGCCCAUCGACGGUGAUAACUAUGUUCGUCGGAGUAAUCAAAGGUUACAACGUCCUCAUGUGUACCUGCCUGUACACCUUUAUGGACAACUGGUACACCACAAAACGGGAUGCCAUUUGUUGGAAGUACAGAAUAUUAUUACAGAACUAUGUCACAAUGUUCGGACUCCAGAUUUGGAUAAAUGGGAAGAUAUUAAAAAACUGAAAGCAUCUCUUUGGGCCUUGGGAAAUAUUGGCUCAUCAAAUUGGGGCCUGAACUUGCUGCAAGAAGAAAAUGUGAUUCCAGAUAUACUUAAACUUGCAAAGCAUUGUGAGGUUCUUUCCAUCAGAGGGACGUGUGUAUAUGUACUUGGGCUCAUAGCUAAAACCAAACAAGGCUGUGAUAUCCUAAAAUGUCACAAUUGGGAUUCUGUGCGGCAUAGUCGCAGACAGCUGUGGCCAGUGGUUCCUGAUGAUGUGGAUCAGCUCUGUAAUGAACUCUCAUCGAUUCCAAGCACCUUAAGUUUGAACUCAGAGUCAACCAGCUCUAGACAUAAUAGUGAAAGUGAAUCUGCACCAUCAAGUAUGUCUGUCCUGGAGGAUGAGCGGUUUGGCAGCAGCUCUACUAGCACGUUCUUCCUUGACAUCAAUGAGGAUGCAGAGCCGUCAUUUUAUGACCGACCUGGACCCAUAAAGGAUAAAAACUCGUUCCCUUUCUUUGCUUCUAGUAAGCUUGUCAAGAAUCGUAUCUUAAAUUCACUUACCUUGCCUAAUAAGAAACAUCGCAGUAGCAGUGAUCCGAAAGGAGGGAAACUGUCGUCUGAGAACAAGACAAGCAACAGACGCAUCAGGACAUUCACGGAGCCCAGUGUGGACUUUAAUCACAGUGAUGAUUUCACACCCGUGUCCACAGUGCAGAAAACAUUACAAUUAGAGACUUCAUUUGUUGGGAAUAAGCACGCGGAAGACACCGGUAGUACACCAAGUAUCGGAGAAAACGACUUGAAGUUUACCAAGAGUUUUGGCACAGAAAACCACAGAGAAAACACAAGCCGAGAAAGGUUAGUUGUAGAAAGUUCAACGAGCUCACACAUGAAGAUACGAAGCCAAAGUUUUAACACAGACACUACAACGAGUGGCAUUAGUUCCAUGAGCUCUAGUCCUUCUCGAGAGACUGUAGGUGCAGAUGCCACCACUGUGGACACAGACUGCGGGAGUAUGAGUACUGUGGUAAGUACCAAAACUGUUAAGACGAGCCACUAUCUGACGCCACAGACUAACCAUCUGUCUCUCUCCAAGUCCAACUCGGUGUCCCUGGUGCCUCCAGGUUCUUGUCAUACGCUUCCCAGAAGAGCACAGUCCCUUAAAGCACCCUCAAUUGCUACAAUUAAAAGUCUAGCAGAUUGUAACUUUAGCUACACAAGUUCUAGAGACGCCUUUGGCUAUGCUACACUGAAAAGGUUACAGCAGCAGAGGAUGCACCCGUCAUUAUCUCAUUCGGAAGCUCUGGCAUCUCCAGCGAAAGACGUGCUGUUCACCGACACCAUCACCAUGAAGGCCAACAGUUUUGAGUCCAGAUUAACACCAAGCAGGAUCGAUUUUAAAAAGAAGCAUGUCGGGGGAAUCAGGAGCUUAAGACCUACAAUAACAAACAACCUUUUCAGGUUCAUGAAAGCUUUAAGUUAUGCAUCAUUGGAUAAGGAAGAUUUAUUAAGUCCUAUUAAUCAAAACACAUUGCAGCGGUCCUCCUCGGUGAGGUCCAUGGUGUCCAGCGCUACAUACGGUGGUUCAGAUGACUACAUUGGCCUUGCCCUUCCGGUGGACAUCAAUGAUAUAUUCCAGGUAAAGGAUAUUCCCUAUUUUCAGACCAAAAACCUACCUCCACAAGAUGAACGAGGCUCAAGAAUGUUCUCCCAUGACGCUGGAGGUCUUGCAUCUGGAACUGGAGGUCUUGUGAAAAACUCUUUUCACUUGCUACGACAGCAGAUGAGUCUUACGGAAAUAAUGAAUUCAAUCCAUUCAGAUGCUUCUAUGAUUUUAGAAAGUACGGAGGACACCGGCCUGCAAGAGCAUACGGAUGACAACUGCCUCUACUGCGUCUGUAUUGAAAUUCUCGGCUUUCAGCCCAGUCAUCAACUAAGUGCAGUUUGCAGUCAUUCAGACCUUCAAGAUAUCCCGUAUUCUGACUGGUGUGAGCAGCCUAUCCACAACCCCUUAGAAGCGGCUCCUUCUAAGUUCUCAGGCAUCUCUGGCUGCAGUGAUGGCGUGUCGCAGGAGGGCUCAGCAGGCAGCACCAGAAGCACAGACCUGCUCCUGGGUGUUAAAACAAUCCCAGAUGAUACACCAAUGUGCCGUAUACUCCUUCGCAAGGAAGUUUUAAGAUUAGUUGUUAAUUUGAGUAGCUCAGUUUCAACUAAAUGCCAUGAGACUGGACUUCUAACAAUUAAGGAGAAAUAUCCUCAAACCUUUGAUGACAUAUGCCUUUACUCUGAGGUUUCCCAUUUGCUGUCACACUGCACAUUUAGACUUCCAUGUCGGAGGUUCAUACAAGAAUUAUUUCAAGAUGUACAGUUUUUACAGAUGCAUGAAGAAGCAGAGGCUGUGUUGGCAAUCCCACCAAAGCAACCUGUAGUUGAUACAUCUGCUGAAUCCUGACCUCAUAUUUAUGAUGUAUAUAGAAACAGACUGUAUAGAUUCAUACUUGUGGAUUUCCUAUACGCCUCAUGACAUGCUGACUGGGCAGCUGACGGGAGCAUCUUCUGUACACUGUUCCAGCAGUUACUGGUACACGAACAGUUGAAACUGCUGACAUCCCUAACCAAACAGCUUCCCUCUGGCCCCUGCGGGCCCUGGGAAGGCUGCAGGCCUUGACCAGUGGGAAGAGUUCCACUUACCAUUGUAUGCAAGAGCCGAGCACUGAACACCUUCAUGGAUUUGCUAUCUUUCCAUCUGAAAACUAAAGCAGUGGAACAGUGAUAGGAGACGCGGAAGCACCCUUCACACAGUUGUUUCAGAGUCUGCUUCUUAGAGUGACUGUCAGGAUGUGUAGUUUGUUGACUCGGUCGGCCACCCGGCAGUCAGUGUCUUGAAGGCCGCAUCCUCUUACUACAGUGGGGGGUGCUGGAACUGCCGGUUACGCAGGGGAACUUCGGCCCUCCCCGUUCUCCUGUAAGGUUUCUAACACUACUUCAGAGGUUUGCAACCUCAAAGUUAAAGAAGAACCUCAACAACCUGGGACGUUUAAGUUAUUAUUAAUUUUUUUUUGUUAUUACACUUGCAUAAUUAUUCUUGACUUGGUUUCUGUCUUUUCAGUUUGUUUGCGGUGGGUUGUUAUAGGGUAUUUGAACCAACUGAGGUUUUUCACUACAGUUUCUGACUGAAAUCAGAACAUAAUGUUGUAAUUGGAUUGAAAAUCUUCCCCGUUUAUAGCAAGCAUGUGUUUUCACUGGACUUGUGUUUCCAUCAGCUUCCCAAGUUGUAAUUGUAAACGAGAACUUGAACUAGCGGCCGUUUCAUUCAGACCUAAAGCUAAAGAAAGCAUUAAAUAACACUUUGGGUCUCCUGAGGAAGAGAGACGUUAUCUUACAGUGUACACAUUCCGUGGGAAAACAAGAGCCAUAUUUCCUUUUAAGAAAUCAUUAGUGAAAUAUCAGUAAGAUUAAAAAUUGUAGUGAAAAGCCUUAAGUACCAAAUUCUACAGCAGCAGUAAUUGAACGUUUCUGUCCGUGUUCUUGUUUUGCACACGCUAGAAGCAGUGGUAGGUGAGUUGGAGUUCAGUAGUUGCCUUUAUCACAUUUGUCAAGUUGAUAACAGCAAGAUUUUGUUUAAUUUGUAUAUGUAUAAAGAUAUUUGGAAGUCAUUACAGGAAUUAAACAUAUAUGCAAAUUUGUAUAUAAGACAGCAUGGCCAUCUUUAGAAUGCUUGUAAAUGAAAGGAAUAUCUUUUUGAGACCUAUCUCUCUAUCUAUCUAAUCUAUAUGUAAGUAUAAGCAGAAAAAGAUCCAGCUGGACUGAUUAGGGCCCUUUUAAAAUUCAUUUGUUUAUGCCAUUUUUACAAGUACACAUCCGCUCAGACACAGGCAUUGCUUACUAUUUUCCCAUGACAUAUGGACUUUUUUUGUAAUAGGCUUGCUCUUUGAGAUUUCUGUAAAGAACCCUGUGAACUUCAAAGGAAAAAAAAAAAUCGGAGAUACUUUUUCUUCUUGAUUUGCUGGCACUGAAAGUUCCACGCGGGAGGAUGCAUUUCAUCUCGCUCCCUCACACCUCUGACCCGCACUUUGGCCAAUUGUUGUUCUGUGCACUGUAGCAACUUACAUUAUAAACAACGCAGAUAAGGGCUGUAGGCUGCUGCUUAGCUUAACAAGCAGCUUCUCAGAUUUUCUCUCAUAAAAUCCAGUGAAGAUAAAAUAAUUUUUUAACUUUAUCACUGAACCCAAGUGUUUGAGUGUGAGCAGCACUUCUAAGAACGCUGCCUGUCCUGUCGGUCUUUGGUCUGGGAUAAUCAAACUGCCUUUUCCGGAGAACCAAAUGUCAGAAAUACUAGACCAAAUAGUGGUUGCAAACUCCAAAGGAAGCAAUGUAGUAAUCUUAUUCAGAAAUAAGAUUAAUAUUUUAGACAUUCAUUUUAAACACUACCUCAGUUAACAUAGAGUAUAAAAAGAAAUCUGGGGUUUAACCCCUUAAAAAUUAACAGUGAUUUUUGUUGUCGCGCACAACCGUGCCCAUUUCUGUACCCUCCCUUCCCCCUUGGUCAUCCAUCCUGCAAUUAAGGCUUAAUUACCAUUAGGCUGAACAGUUUUGGGACUGUUAUUUUGUAAGAUGUGUUAUGUCUUCAUGUUUUCAUGUCUGCCUGUACAGCACUUACCUUGGGGAAAUAAUCAGAGCUUGUCGCUACUAGGAUGGUAAGAAAAAGAUGUCCACACUCGUAGUGCUGUUUGGUUUAUCCAUGGUUUCACAGACAGGUCCGAUACGUUUCCUUUGAGUACUUGUUCGUAUAAAAGUAGACUUUUAUGAUGAAAAAUAUAUACAGUGCCAAGUGAUUAACUUAGAUGUUUAAAAAUACUAAAUUGUAGUGAAAAUGAUUAGGAAUGGUGUCAGUGGUAACAGAAAUCAUUGAGAAAAUCUAUAAAUAAUAGAUAUUGCCAGAUUAUAGAAUACCAAAAUAAUAUCAAUAGGUUUUCACUAUUUUAGAAUUAAUCUUAGUCCAUUUAAAUUUGUCACAUUGCUAAUAAUUUGAAGGAGUCUGGGCAGUUGCACUUGCCGUAAACUGUGAAUUUCUAAUUGUAAAUUGUCAUUUCUAAUUCAAUUUUGUUUUUCAGAUUUCAGCUUCACAAAUGAAGUAAAUAUAAAUAAUGGAAUUAGAAAUUUAAUAUUUGUAAUUAAAUAUGGUCUACAAUUUAUUGUGCUUUAUUUCCUAUUUAUUCUUAGGUAAAUUUGAGUGAGUGGGGGAAGCUGUCCUCCCUAAAGUAAGUUUUCUAAUAAGAACUUUCUGUAAAACGUUGACAUUAAGGAGGCUCGUAGGAAGCGCGCAGAUCUGAUAACACAGGGAUGCUUGCAGAUCCCUUCAAAGCAGCAGCUUUAGUAGUUUCCAGCUCUUUCUGGAGCUUGAGAUCAUUAAAGCUGAGUCUUACAGGGCAUGUCACGAAGUGUUCAAUAACAAGAUGUCAAUGCAAUUUAUUUACAUUUAUCUACUGCUAUUUAUAUAAAAUUUUAUUUCAUUCCAUUCAGAGGAUGCCUUUUAUCCCCAUGGUAAAGCACAGAUCAUUAAGCAAUAAAAACCAAAUUGUCUGUUAUUCAAAUUAUAACUGCAACUAUUUUUGCAUGAUAGGAGUGAGGUGCUAAUUUUGUGUGAGGUGAAUCCUGUUAACUACUUUGGGAGGUGUUUUUUGGAAGUGAGCUGUUCUCCCCUUUAGUCCUGUGCUUCCAGUUGGCCGCAGAUUCACAAUCUGUUAAGGAAAGAAGGGGAAAGAAGACAGGAUAACUGAGGAAUUUUUAUGAGAAGGAAUAUUUGGAAUAAACGUGUCAUUUUCCAAAAUGUAAGUAAAGAAAGAUUCCCAUUUUCUUGAUAUUCACAGAAUAUAUUGUUACCAUCUUAAUUUUCAAGAGUCACUGUAGUGAGAAUUUUGUUAUGAAGCCUACUGGUGAAAUUUAAUAGCCGUACUUUAUCAGAGAACAUUGAAAUCUGUGAGAAUUUUUCUCGAAACGUUCUUCCUUUUCCUUUAGUUCCAGGUUCCCGGGGAAACCUUCGUUCCUAGUAGGUUUAUACUGAUUCACAGAAUGUAGACACCCUCCCCCAUUGGAGGAUUUUGUGAUGGAGGUGGCCAGCUAUGCCACAGCAUGCACAAGUUGCACAUUUUGUUUGACUUUCUUUAUAAAAUAUUUAAUUUGAGAAACGUAAUUUAUGCCAAAAAAAAAAAAAGCCGACCUAACAGUUUUGCCAUAUAACUAGGUUGAUUUAGCACAAACUGCAAAGUUGUGGGGGGUAGAGAGAGAGCAGGCGUUCACAGGUAAGAGCUGAGAAGUGUUCCGUUAUCGGCCUGUCAAACCCAGGGCUGCACUGUAAAACACCUGGUGUAAAUUGCUUUGAAAAAGUGGUGAGGGAUUAUGGAGCAGAACAAGAUCUCAGACUGAGUGUUCUCUAACCACAGGAUUUUGUUCUUUUUUAUUUAGUAAUACGCUGCUACAUAUUUGGAGGUUCUGAUAUUUGUAGGUCACUGAACAGAUAUUGAAAUCUGAUUUAUAUUGUAUAACUGUAACAUAGAAAGACAAAGUAUUUCUAUAUUUUCUGUAAGAAUAUUUCAUUGAGUUGUGUAUAAUUUAAAUAAGACUUGUCCCCACAUGGUUUAGCUCACUUUGAUUUUUUUUUGUUGUUGUUGUUGUGGUGGUUUUCGUUGUAUUUGUAUAAUGUGUACAGUUUAUGUCAAGGGCAUUAAAGGCCUCCUAAAGCAUAAUCUUAUCAAAGGGAUACGUUGUUAAUAAAAUGUACGGAAAAUUC
This is a messenger RNA of Ochotona curzoniae (black-lipped pika), 9572 nucleotides long. RefSeq names its product RPTOR independent companion of MTOR complex 2 (gene RICTOR). Gene Ontology annotation, molecular function: protein serine/threonine kinase activator activity. The transcript has 39 exons. The record is from RefSeq and is a predicted model, not a curated record. Gene Ontology annotation, cellular component: TORC2 complex. Bases 39 to 5234 code for a protein of 1731 amino acids. Gene Ontology annotation, biological process: positive regulation of phosphatidylinositol 3-kinase/protein kinase B signal transduction; TORC2 signaling. Lineage: Eukaryota; Metazoa; Chordata; Mammalia; Lagomorpha; Ochotonidae.